Messenger RNA from Actinia tenebrosa (Australian red waratah sea anemone), 3806 nucleotides. Its product is annotated as ankyrin and armadillo repeat-containing protein. Gene Ontology annotation, molecular function: protein binding. The record is from RefSeq and is a predicted model, not a curated record. Lineage: Eukaryota; Metazoa; Cnidaria; Anthozoa; Actiniaria; Actiniidae.
AUAACAGUUUACUUUUUUAUAUGUUUUGUCAUCCUGAUGGAAGAGUUCGACGAAAAUGGCUGGGCCCACAUUCACCAUGCAGCCUUCAAUGGCUAUCAUAAGAGCGUGUCUCGAUUUGUAAAGAGCAAGGACGAUCAACUCGAACUCGAGACUCAAGAUGGCCAGCAAAGCACGCCAUUUCUUUUGUCUUGUACAAGCGGUGUCCUCGAUACUGUACAACUUUUGGUCGAAUUGGGAGCCAACUUGAAGGCCACAAAUCGUCAUUCUCAGGGCGCUGUGCUGUUAGCUGCUUUGCAUGGUCAUAUUCAUAUUUUAGAGUACUUUCUCGAACUUAAUCAUGAAAGUUCAUCCGUUUGGGAAGAGCUGAUAAAGGGACUUGCUCUCCAAGAUAUGGAAUCUGCUUCUGCUAAAGUGUUAGUUGAACUUACCCUUGACGAAAAAGAAAAAAAUUACGAAUCUUUUGUCAGUAUUGAUGGAGUCAAAGCAGUGGUACAGCUCUUGAAGAAAUCGUUUCCAAAUGAAGAGCCCAAGACUUUUGGUCUUUCUAUUCUUCUGAACAUCGUGAAAUACCCACCUGCGAAGCAACAGUUGGGAGAGAUAGGAAUACCAGCUAUCAUUUCUCAACUCAAAGAAAACCAAAGACCUUUGUAUAUGCGGGCUUCUAAAAUUCUCGGUGAACUCGCCUUUAAUGAGAAGAAUAAGGCAACUAUUGCCAGUAAUAAUGGUGUUGAUGCCUUAGUGAACUUAUUGCAGAAUAAUGAUGAUGAGGAAGUUGUCGAUUGUGUUUUGAGAACAAUCAAAAAUUUGGCUGAUUCCAAUUCUGAGAUCCAGACCUUAAUUGGAAACAACAAAACUACCAUGAAAUCCUUUGUGAAUUUGUUAACAGAAGUCAAGAACAAGCAUGUGUUAGCAACAGUUGCUAGGACGAUAAGUAUGAUUGUCAAGACGCACAGUGCUAAUCAAGAUGGGUUCAUUAAUGAAGGUGGCAUACCACCUCUCAUGGAGUUGAUGAAGAUAAAAUCUCGUGAGUGUCAGUUUGCCGUGGUAGAAGCAAUCCAAGCUUUAUGCGAGAAAAAUGAAAAUAAUCAAACCAUCGUGACUGACCUCGGAUGCGUCAUGAUGUUGAUGAGACUACUGAAGCGAUCUCGGCAAGCCGAUUUAAGGAAAUUAACAGCAAGUGCUUUAUGGGCCAUAGCAGGAAACAAGAACACACAGAGACGCUCUAUUGCUAAUGAGAUUGGUGUUAAUAUGCUAAUAGAAUUUCUAUCUGAAAAUCUUUCCCAAAGUCUACACUUUAUUGGAUCAGAAGCUCUGGGAGUCCUUGCCGAUGGUGUGCACAAGAAAAGAGAUGAAAUAGCAGAAGCUAAUGGAGUAAUGCCAUUAGUACGACUCCUCACCAAGGCCUCCACUCCAGGUUUUAUUGUACUGAGUGUUUUACGAACUCUGAGGUCUUUGUGUUUGUGUGUUGGUUUCAGGCCGCACUUGAAAAACCAAAAGGCUGUGUCUAAUGAAGGAGGAAUUAAGUUCUUGAUAAGAUUCAUGGUACACGCUCGACAGGAAAUAAUUAAGGUUGAGGCAGCAUACACUUUAGGAAGUGUUUCCCUUGGCAACAGUGACAACAUGAAAGAAGUUUUAGAACACAGAGAGUUUAGCUUCCUUCAUAUUUUACGGCUUUUGUAUGAUGAAGAUGAAGAGGUUGCACUCCUUUCCGGUGCGGCACUCGCUCUCUUUGCUUAUAAUAAUGUUGCAAACCAGAAAGCCAUUGCAGUGUCUGGAGGAGUGAGGUACCAUUCAUUUCUUCCAUUUUUGGAAUCAAAGGACUUACGGCAAGUUGCACAUGCUGCUUUUCAAAUCAUCAUCCUAUCGCGAAUAAUCCCAGAUGAAGAUCAGUCAUUAACCUGUGCAACUGGUGUCAAGCUCCUUGUAUCUUUACUUGAAUGUCAGUCUGAAGAUAUCCAGACACUAGCAGCAAACUUCCUGGGAGGGCUUUCUCAUACAAGGGCGGGAGUACCUGCCGCUAUCAUCUCCAUUGGUACCAUAGACCUCCUGGCCAAACUUCUCAUGUCACCUUUUGAAACAGUCCAGGCAUCUGCAGCAGUGACACUUGGUUUCCUUAGUUACGACAAGGUUGGAGAACGUCAGUUGUUGAAUACCUGCCGACAUGAUCCAUUUCUCUAUAAAGUCCUCCAGUUUCAUGCAGGCAAAGUCAAACUUUCACCUGACUUUGUGGAAAGAUGGAAACACUACAAGAAAAUUGGCCUUCCUCCAAUAAUAUCCAAGCCAAGUCAUCUCAAUAUGGGUGACAAGAAGUUAGUAACCACACAGUUUGCCUUGGAUGCUGAUCAGACAUUCACUGUUGUCAGUACCAACACAACCUCUCCUGGUAUCAUGGGAUCUGACGAUCAAGAGCGCAAGGUUUCUGCUUCAACCAGGACAGGGACAAUCAUGAAAUUACCAAUUGCAUAAUACCAAGAAGUUGAGAAUUAAAGAAAAGAUAUGAUCAUGGCUACCAAAUUCUUAGAGCAUCAAAAUAUGUUUUGCUUGCUUUUGGCACAAAAAAUUACAAAGUAUAGUUACAUGGAGUUUUUUAGCUAGAUGCUUUCAAUUUUGUGGUUCAAAAUUAAUUUGACUUUCAAACUUGUUGUGCUGAAAAAUAGUGAUAAUUAUGACAUACAGAUAUAUUCAACUCUGAACCAAUCAGAAAGCAAGAAAAUAAACUAAUCAAAUUAGUUUUGCAUGAUCUUUUUAUGGCACGAAAAAUGAAAUAUGCCCUUUCAGCCUUUCUGAAAAUAGCUCAAGCUUGUCUAAAGGCCGAUUUAGACGGUAUGAUUUUCGCCUACAACUAUCGUAUACGACACGCUCACGUCUGUUGUAGGCGAGUUGUAGGCUUGAUUUACACACUACGACUCRAGUUGUAGGAUGGUGCGAGCAUGUUGCAUACGAUAGUUGUAGGCAAAAAUCRUACCGUCUAAACCGGCCUUAAGAAGUUUGUAACUUUUCUUUAGGAAUGACAAUAUUAUGUACAGAAAAGGUAUAUAGUGGUAAUUAGUUUUAUAUGUAUACGAAGGAGUUCUGUUUAUAUAGGAUUGGUAAAAACGACUACAGUGUGUAAUAUUUUGUGUGGUAUAUUAAUUUUUGUUUGUUCAAAUUUUCUAUGGCAUGACGUAUUGAAGAUUCUCGAUACUAGUGAGUAAAUGGUAAGCAAGUGUUAAAGUUCUGAUAUGUUGUAUUCAUUUUCUGGUUGAAUCUAUAGAUCAUAUUUUUCUUCAUUUAAUAUUUUUCCAUUUCAGUCCACAUGUCAUUCCCUAAAGUAUCAUUUCUUGAUUGACAUUGGCACAUUAGAGGGCAUGUAAAUAUGGAUACGACUCGUAAAAAAACUCACGACACCUGAUCUGAAAUGGAUAAAGCAUGAAUUUCUAAUAUUACAAAUCCAGGGCUCCAAGAUAUUUUUCUAAAUUUCCUUGAAGGAUUUAUAGUUAGGUAUUACCCGUAGUUUUUAAUCACAGAAAUUCCUUUUCACAAAAAGAAACAAUAUAAAUAUAUUUGUACAGAAAAUUAUUACUUAACUAAAGCUUUUAGUGAGGAAUUUAAUGAGGAAUUUAACUAACGAUAACAAAAUAUUAACUAGAGUGAUUUAACUUGGCCCACAAAAAAUAUUAAGUAUAUUUCAUAGUGAUAGCCACUAAUUCCAUUGUUUUCUUUUGUUUUACUUUGACUGUUAGUCACUAAUAAUACAACUUUAAUAGGCAGAAUUAUAGCACUCUAGUAUUUGACUAUUUGAGGGAUGAACUAUUAGAUAAUUGAUG